This is a messenger RNA of Marchantia polymorpha subsp. ruderalis, 2710 nucleotides long. NCBI's taxonomy places the organism in Eukaryota, Viridiplantae, Streptophyta, Marchantiopsida, Marchantiales, Marchantiaceae. The record is from the annotation of a GenBank genome assembly.
GGCGUCGUGUUCAAUGUUCAAUGUUCAAUGUCGAAUGUCGAGUCGAUGCUUCGAGCGAGCAGCGAUCCGGAACAUCGUUCUGAACUGACUUGCAAAUUCCCGAGCUCUUGACGCUUAAUGCGAAUGCGAAUGUUUUGAAGAAAGAUUACCUUCAGAUGUGUCAUCGAAUGCAGCAGAAUAAGAAAAGGGGAGGAGAGACAUGGGCUCGUCAAGAGAGUGAUGGAGUGAGUUUGUAAUUUGGCUUUUUUGGUGGAUCGUGACGGAUCUCCCGCGAGCACUUUUCGAGAUCCGCACUGCUCUCGCUGUGCAAGAUCCCGCGAUAUGUUUGUUUAUUGUAUGACUUGCAUUUGUGCAUGAGAUGAGAUGGAGUUAUGUCGGAAGUGUUCGGAAUCUUGAUUAUGAGUCGAUGUGAUGGGUUGGGUUGGGUUCCAGGCACUAGAGGAUAGACAGAAGUGCACUUGAUGUUGCCAUUCGCCCAAAGCUCCCGGGAGUUUAGGAAAUAGGGAGUCUAUCCAGCGAGUUCCCCUUGUUGCUGGCUUCAUGGGAUUUAAGACAUGACCACCGCGCGCACCUUGACGCCAAAUUUGGAAUAAUUCUACGAGCUUAGUCGUCGGAACUACAGUAAUGGCUUAGAGCUGAGAGGGAUUUCAGCUGAGUUUCAAGAGUCAAGAUUCAAGAUUCAAGAUUCUGUCCCAGCAAGACAUGCAAGACAUGUGAAGGGAAGGAAAAUGCGAGCAUCACGAUCGAUUGAUUGAUGGUGUUUGUUUGCCCUUUAGUUUCUUUCCAUGGCUUUUGAUCGGUUAUCGUCCUUCUUCAUGCUUUGUACUCCAGUUACAGUUCCACCGUCGUGAGGAGAACGCAGUUCUUUCAGUUGUUUGAGUUUUCAUGACACAUUCAUUCGAGUAAAGUGGAAGAUUCUGAAGUCGUGGAAAAGCGAUUGCCUAUGGAUAGCGCCGUAAUGUCAGCGGCUGCACAAUACUGUGCAGAUUGCAAAGCAAGCAGGCCACGAUAUGCAAGUACCACGUUAGGAAUUUGGCUUUGCAAUCGCUGCUACGGCAUACACCGCAAUGUUGGAGCGCAUGUCACCCGGACUAAGUGUGUCGGACUCGACAGUUGGUCUACUCAGGAGCUGCACAGGAUGAAAUCCAUCGGCAAUGAGCGUGCUGCUUCGUACUGGGAAAGUAUUUUUCUCCCUCAGAACUUAUCGCCUCCUUGCUUACUUACUUAUUUUGUCUUACAGUACCAACUCGGAAGCUGAUUGCAUACUUUUCAAUCAGCUCCAUCAUCCCCUGAAGUUUUACCUCUUGUUUAUGUGACUCUUGUCAUAACAUCAGACGAUUUGGCGUCUUGCUUAUGAUUCUUAAUAGUGAAAUGUAGUAACCUCGUUGGUCAUCAUUAGGUUCAUUUGAUCUCAUUUCGAGAGUGUAGAAACUGUUGCUACGUCUGUGUCGAAGUAUACAGAAAAAUCACAGAUUACUGAUGUUGCCGCAUGCCAUUCUGGUUAUAGGUGCAGAACUAGAGAAUGGCAGACAACGUGUUGCUGUUUCAGGAUGGGGAUAUGUGCAUUUAACUUGCUUAACUCUUGCUUAGUCAACUAUUUUUACCCAUUUCUUGUUAGUAGGUCGAAAUCUUCAGAGAAUUAUCGAAAAUAUGGGAGCUGGAUUAGUAAUCAGUAAAAUGAUAUCAAGAUUUAAUGUGCAGCAGAGGAUGGAUGAGAUAAUAUGGACACUGGCAUGACCGCGUAUCAUUAUCAUAAUUUGCAAAAUCUUAUCAUACUGAAUGUUAUGCCGAUGAAAGUGUGGUAUUUCUCGUCGGGAUAUAGAAUGUCUUCGUAAUCUGAAAGAGCUAGUGCACAUUAUCAAUGAAAUAUCAUAACCGAUGUGUUUCCGUAGGAAGAGCAGAUUUUGCUGAUCUCAAGUGAUAUGCAUGUAUGUUGUCUAUCCAUUCAUAACAUGAGGUUGAGGAACUCGCCUUGAGAUUUGCGAUUUGGAGAACCAUACAGAAAUGAUGUAUGUUUGAUUAACAGGCCAGGUGCCUGAUGGUUAUAUUCGUCCAAGUCCGAAAUCCACUAAUGAGGAGGUAGAGAAGUGGAUACGCGACAAGUACGAGAAGAAACUGUAUUGUCCUCGGGACUCACCGCCCCCAAGCGUUCCUGAGCUUCCGGAGAAGCCCACGAGCUCCACACCUCAUAGAUAUAAACAAGAACAAGGUGUCAAUUUCAACAUACCACUUCCUAGAAUGAAAGUAAUCCCGACUUCAUCCGAGUCUGGCGUUGGUGGUGAUGAAGAUGAGUUCGGGAACUUCAUGCAAGCACCAUCUUGACCAGACUGAUUUGGGCCUAGCCCCAUCUUACUCCUUUGGUUUCACCUGUGUACGGCUUGAUUGGGUGUCAUGCCGAUUUCGCUGAAUCUGAACCCUCUUCAUACCAGAAAAUCUGUCGCAGGGCCCGGAGGAAGACCCCGCCUUUGAUUUCUUGAUUAUGUGCAAGUCUGCCAGACGACUAUGUACUUAGAUAGAAGGCACCGAUAUUCGAAUAUGGCAAGUGAGGCCAGGUCGGCCAAGACUUUUCCUUGGAGGCUUUUAGGCCAUGGCCAGUUAUCAUUUUUGUGAAGUGGAGUAAGUGUCAAAAAUAUUCAACUCUCGGGUUCUGUCACAAUGUGAUGAACUUCAGAGACGCAACACUCAAAUCUAAAUCGGAAACUUUUGAUUG